Colletotrichum graminicola M1.001 is the source of this 744-nucleotide messenger RNA. RefSeq lists its product as uncharacterized. NCBI's taxonomy places the organism in Eukaryota, Fungi, Ascomycota, Sordariomycetes, Glomerellales, Glomerellaceae. The record is from RefSeq and is a predicted model, not a curated record. Gene Ontology annotation, biological process: protein targeting to membrane; peptidyl-L-cysteine S-palmitoylation. The transcript has 2 exons. The coding region runs from base 1 to 744 and encodes 247 amino acids. Gene Ontology annotation, cellular component: extrinsic component of endoplasmic reticulum membrane; endoplasmic reticulum palmitoyltransferase complex.
AUGGAGCAGGGAACCGAAAGCCAGACGCGAGGCCCCUCCAAGGACCUGGAAAGGGGUCCCGAUGUGCUCCCACGCUACUCCAAUGCAUCGGCUGGCGAUGCCAUGGGCAUUGGCUCCCCCAUUUCCUCCAUUUCCUCCUCAAACUCAUCCAUCAUGGGAGAGGAACUGCCGCCAGAUAUGGGUGAGGAAUGGGGACCGCAACACCCUUGCUUCCCGCACCUCAACCCUCACGUCCCUGUCGACUCUCCCGAGUAUCGAAACACUCGAAUCAUUCGCGUACGUCGGGACUGGUUGAUAGAAGGAGACCUGGCACCGACCUUCUCCAACCUGUACCCUGAGAUUCUGGACCCGGCAGGCUUGUCAGAACUGGAAUUUCGAAGGAUCAUCGACAAGCUCAACGGCGAGCUCAUUCCCAUCUUCAGCCCGUAUAGUUGGAGAAACAUCUUGGACGGCUUGUUGGGCCUUAUGACGGGCUGGUUAUGGGAUGACCUGGGCUUCACCGGAGUCAAGGCUCGGCUGGACCGCCUAGAACGUUGGAUCGACCAGUGGAACACCGAGAUGGAGAAGACUGUUGGCAACGAGGACGGUUCGAUGGCGCCGCGCAUCAUCUCCCUAAGGAAAACCGGUUACAUGACACUGGAUAUCCAGAUCCCAGACCCUGAAAUCGCUCCAGCCCCUAGCACGCCUGGGGGCUCGAGAUCCGAAGGUUUGCCGAUGGAGCCGCCGCCCGUCGCUGUGGCAUAA